AUGGGCAAGAUCAUUUUCUACGAGGACAGAAACUUUCAGGGUGGCUCCUACGAGGCCAGUGGCGACUGCGCCGAACUGACCUCCUACCUGAGCCACUGCAAUUCCUGCAAGGUGGAGAGCGGAUGUUUCAUGGUUUACGACCGGUCCAACUUCAUGGGAAACCAAUACUUUCUGCGAAGAGGAGAGUACUCCGACUGCUCACGCAUGGGAUUCUGCGAUUCCAUCAGGUCCUGCCGUAUGAUCCCCCAACACCGUGGAUCCUUCAGAAUGAGAAUCUAUGAGAGAGAGAAUUUUGGAGGUCAGAUGCACGAGGCAGUAGAUGACUGUGAGUCCAUGAUGGAUCGCUUCCACAUGACUGACAUGCAGUCCUGCCACGUAAUGGAUGGUCACUGGCUCUUGUACGAGCAGCCCCACUACAGAGGCAGGAUGUACUACCUCAGACCUGGAGAGUACAGGAACUUCCGAGAAAUGGGAAUCGGCUCUUUGAUGAAGAUCAGCUCCAUGAGGCGUAUCACGGAUACCUGCAGUUAA
Chanos chanos (milkfish) is the source of this 531-nucleotide messenger RNA. Its product is annotated as gamma-crystallin M3-like. Gene Ontology annotation, molecular function: structural constituent of eye lens. Gene Ontology annotation, biological process: visual perception; lens development in camera-type eye. The record is from RefSeq and is a predicted model, not a curated record. The transcript has 3 exons. NCBI's taxonomy places the organism in Eukaryota, Metazoa, Chordata, Actinopteri, Gonorynchiformes, Chanidae. Bases 1 to 531 code for a protein of 176 amino acids.